This is a messenger RNA of Danaus chrysippus (African queen), 786 nucleotides long. The record is from the annotation of a GenBank genome assembly. Lineage: Eukaryota; Metazoa; Arthropoda; Insecta; Lepidoptera; Nymphalidae.
AUGUAUAAACAGAAAUUUAUUAUUCUGGAUAAAUCGCCGGUAUGCAAAACCGUCGACAAUCCAAAACGUCGUAGUAAUGUAAACGAUAAUCUGCCGUCUCAUGAACCGUAUCUGCCAAAUGUAAGAAAUUCAGUCUUUUACAACUGCUCGAAACUGGAAUGUAAUAUUGUUACAGUACACUCGCUAACACAAGUAGCAUCACCUCUGCCGACGCUGAAAUAUUGCUACUUAGAAACCACAGAGAAAUACAGAUGCGAACCAUUAAAGUAUUACCAUUUUAAAAACAUCGAUAAGCUUUUAUUUUUAAACAACAAUAUUCCGCAUAAAUCAUUCUAUUUAAUAGAUUGUUUAGCGUACGCAGAUGGUGGGCGUUUAUGCGUUAGGAAGGACGAAGCUGACUCACAUACCAAAUUGGUAGAUAUUGGUAACUUAAUGAGGCCGAACGACACAAACGUAUUGUCACAGGAAGAAUUUCUGUGCGAGGAGUCUAAGUUAAAGAUGAUCAACUGUGAUCGUGAUCUUUACGUGCCCUAUCAGGACGGCUUGAGAGACAAGGAACGGAUUAAAUUAGAUGAUAAAAUUCUUUUGAAAAUAGAUUACGAAGUGAUUUCCUUAAACCAUAAUUGUAUUGACACUUGGUGUGGAUACACCGGACAAAUAAGACCCACGCGAAGAUAUCAACCACCUGGAGGCAAAAUUUAUAGAUGCUUCUACGCUAAUAGACAGCAAGUUUGCAAAGAAAUUGAAAGGAGUUACUACAAUGAACGUGAUUGGUUAAUACGAUAA